CUGGAUUUCGACAACUUGUUUUUACACGGUGUUCAACGAAUAGUAUGAUAUAGUAGCUUACUAAGUGAAAUUUAUUUUGUUUUUAAAAUAAUUAUUACAUUUAUCUAUUGAUAGGGAAUGGAUUGCACGAUAUUUCUCUCAGCAUUGUUAUUUCUCAGUACAGUAAAUAUUUCGAGAGGAGUGUGUGACGCUGAUUGGUUUGGCUCCAGCUGUCAGUUCAAAUGUCACUGUGUCAACAACCAAUGUGAUGUUAAAGGAAAGUGUACAGGAGGGUCUACAUGUGACAGAGGAUGGUUUGGUCCUCUAUGUCAAUAUCAGGACCUGACAACAGUGCAGACAGGAACGACAACAUCAAACACCAUAUUAACAGAUGGCAAUGACGCGACGUGUGCAAGUGUGCAAACAUUUAACGUGUCGUGGGAUAUUUCUUAUGAAGUUACGUGGCUGAGGGUUGUCCUGAAUGGAGCUGACUCGCCUCAAAAUAUCCAAGUUAAUUUAAAAAGCAGCAGUGGAUCUAUCGUUGCCUGCGCUGGUCAGACACCCAUUAGAGUAUAUGCUCAAGUCACUGAUAUCUUCUGUUCUAACAAUAUUACGUCCUCACAAGUUCUCGUCGACUUUAAAGCAAAUAAAAAUGUUUGCUCUGUUUAUAUAAGUGGAGGUCGCAAUCUGGCUCUAAAACAACCCACCUGGCAGUCAAGUAACUACUCUGAUUAUAAAGGAACAUUUUAUUCAACAAAAGCUGUAGAUGGGAAUACAAACACUGACUUUUAUAAUGGAAACUCGUGCAGUCACACUGAAUCAAACUCAGCUGGUUCUUGGAUGGUCAAUUUUACACAGCCACGACUCAUCAACAGAUAUGUGAUUUAUAAUAGAGAUAGUAACCAAGAACGGCUCAAAGGGUUCAACUUGACAAGCUAUAGUUCAGCUAAUAGACAGAUAUUCACUUUUAAGGAUACAAGUUCUAAGAACGACGUCCUCGUUUACAAUGUUACCACAGCUACAUCAUCAACACCCGUUUCUUAUGUUAUUAUAAGUGUUGGAGGCAUUCUAACACUGUGUGAGGUGGAGACAUAUGGCGAAUAUUACUGUACAAGUAAGACAUUUGGACUUGAAUGUGCCAAUACCUGCAACUGUAACAACCCAACUGAGACUUGUUUUGUAGCUACAGGUGGAUGUCGGUCUGGUUGUCCUACAGGUUAUGAAGGUGACGGAUGUGCAGAAGCAUGUGAUGCCACAUAUUACGGCUUAAACUGUACACAGAAAUGUAGCUCUAACUGCAGAGAACAGCUCUGUAAUAACGUCAAUGGUAACUGUUACAACUGUUAUAAUGGGAAACAAGGGGCGCUGUGUGAUCAAGACUGUACCGCUACAUAUUACGGCCAGAACUGUGCACAAAGAUGUAGCACCAACUGUACAAGCCAACUGUGUAACAACGUUGAUGGUACCUGUAACAGCUGUAUUCCUGGGAGAAAGGGGAGGUUUUGUGACCAGGACUGUGAAGCGACAUAUUACGGCCAGAACUGUGCACAAAGAUGUAGCACCAACUGUACAAGCCAACUGUGUAACAACGUUGAUGGUACCUGUAACAGCUGUAUUCCUGGGAAAAAGGGAAGGUUUUGUGACCAGGACUGUGAAGCAACAUAUCACGGUCAGAACUGUGCACAAAGAUGUAGCACCAAUUGUACAAACCAACUGUGUAACAACGUUGAUGGUACCUGUAACAGCUGUAUUCCUGGGAAAAAGGGAAGGUUUUGUGACCAGGACUGUGCAGCGACAUAUCACGGUCAGAACUGUGCACACAGAUGCAGCACCAACUGUACAAGCCAACUGUGUAACAACGUUGAUGGUACCUGCAACAGCUGUAUUCCUGGGAAAAGAGGGCGUUUCUGUGACCAAGACUGUGCCGCCACAUAUUAUGGACAGAACUGUACACAAAGAUGCAGCACCAAUUGUACAAAGCAACUGUGUAACAACGUUGAUGGUACAUGUAACAGCUGUGUUCCUGGGAAACAGGGGGACUUUUGUGAUGAGGACUGUGAUAUACACCAUUAUGGUGAGAACUGUCGCUACAACUGCUCAACCAACUGUACCGACUCAACAUGUAACAGAACAACUGGGGAAUGUUUUAGUUGUAUCAGGGGUUUUCAAGGGGCCUUCUGUGACAGAGGCUAG
This is a messenger RNA of Physella acuta, 2172 nucleotides long. RefSeq names its product multiple epidermal growth factor-like domains protein 10. NCBI's taxonomy places the organism in Eukaryota, Metazoa, Mollusca, Gastropoda, Physidae. The record is from RefSeq and is a predicted model, not a curated record. Gene Ontology annotation, molecular function: scavenger receptor activity.